This is a messenger RNA of Pyrus x bretschneideri (Chinese white pear), 2277 nucleotides long. RefSeq lists its product as uncharacterized. Gene Ontology annotation, molecular function: DNA helicase activity. Gene Ontology annotation, biological process: DNA repair; telomere maintenance. Bases 1 to 2277 code for a protein of 758 amino acids. The record is from RefSeq and is a predicted model, not a curated record. The transcript has a single exon. Lineage: Eukaryota; Viridiplantae; Streptophyta; Magnoliopsida; Rosales; Rosaceae.
AUGACAUGUAAUCCAACUUGGGAAGAAAUAAGUGAUGAGCUACUAUCUGGCCAAGCACCACAAGAUCGGCCAGAUUUGCUUACAAGGAUUUUUCAUGCAAAAUUUGAAGAGUUGAAGAAUGAUGUUAUAAAAAAAGGUGUUUUAGGCAAAGUUCUUGCAUAUGUAUAUGUCAUUGAGUUUCAAAAGCGCGGUCUCCCCCAUGUUCACAUGCUUCUCAUGUUAGAAGAAAAUGAUAAGCUUAAUAGUCCAGAUGAUUAUGAUCAGGUGGUACAGGCUGAAAUACCAAAUCCAAAUGAAGAGCCUGAAUUGUAUGGUGCCGUCUUAAGGCAUAUGAUACAUGGUCCAUGUGGAAUACACAAUUCACGGUCACCCUGUAUGAAACGUGGUAGCUGUAAACGAAAUUAUCCUAAGCCAUUUGCACCAACUACAGUUCAAGGAAAUGAUUCUUAUCCAGUCUAUCGUAGAAGAGACAAUCAUGAUCCAAUCCCAUUAUAUCAUAAUGCACGUAUAAUGGUGGAUAAUCGGUGGGUCAUUCCAUAUAACUCAUGGCUACUCCUCAGAUAUGAUUGUCAUAUUAAUGUUGAGAUUUGUUGCAGCAUUAAGAGUGUUAAGUAUCUGUACAAAUAUGUUUACAAAGGUCCCGACCGAGUAGCUUUUGAAGUCCAUCAUGAACCUAUUCAAGAUGAAAUAAAGCAGUUUAUUGAUGCAAGAUGGGUUUGUGCACCUGAAGCUUUAUGGAGAAUAUUCAAAUUUGUAACUAAUCGACUUUAUCCAUCGGUGGAACGAUUACAAAUUCAUCUUCUUGAAGGACAAACUAUUCUUUACCCUCACCAAAGAGUAGCAGAUAUUUUGGCAGAUGACACUAACUCGAUGACUAUGCUGAUAGAGUUUUUUACCAAGAAUACCACUUGCCCGGAAGCACGACAAUACUUAUACCGGGAAUUCCCUGAACGGUUCAAAUGGAGUCAAAGAGAUAAACUCUGGAGUGAGAGGAUGAAUAACCAUAAAGUUAUUGGCUGGAUAUAUGCAGUCUCGCCGAAUGAGGGUGAAAAUUUCUACUUACGCAUCCUUCUUAGUCAUGUUAGAGGACCAACAUCAUUUGAGAAUUUAAGAACAGUCAAUGACAUUGUACAACCAACAUUUAAGAAGGCAGUGGAACAACGAGGUUUGCUAGAAGAUGAUGAUAGCAUCAGACAAUGUCUCUGUGAAGCCAUUAACAUUCGCAUGCCGUUAACUUUGCGAAGGUUGUUUGUUACCAUCUUAGUUUAUUGUGAGCCACAUGAAGUAAGAAGAUUAUGGGAUAAAUUUCAUUCAUUUAUGGUGGAAGAUUAUUCUGUUUCAAGUACCACAAAUAAUACUUCUAUCUUGAACAAGCUUUUGCAAGACUUGAACGGACUAUUAGUGCAACAUAGUAAGUCUGUAUCUGAUUACGAUUUACCACAAAUAACACAAGAUUAUGUUAGAGACAACACACUUCCAAGGAUAAUACAAGACGAAGUUUCACUUGACAUCUCUAAAGUAGACCUCUAUGCGGUACAAAAUCUAAAUGAAGACCAAACGGCAGCGUAUAACUCGAUUGUGUCUGCUAUUGAACAACGAGACAAUGCCAUAUUUUUUGUGGAUGGUCCUGGAGGGACAGGAAAGACAUACUUAUAUCGUGUUUUGUUAGCAACCUUAAGGAGUAAGGGUCAUAUUAUAUUGGCAACAACAACAUCUGGAAUUGCAGCAACCAUAUUGCCAGGUGGAAGGACAACACACUCUAGAUUUAAAAUUCCCCUCAGUCCAGAUGCAUUUUCCACGUGUUCUAUUAGUAUCCAGUCAGAUUUGGCAGAAUUGAUAAGAAAAACAUCAGCUGUUGUUUGGGAUGAAACACCAAUGGCACACAGAUUUGCAUUUGAGGCUCUCGAUCGAACGUUCAAAGAUAUAAUGGUCGUUGACCUACCAUAUGGAGGAAAGGUCAUAAUCUUUGGAGGAGAUUUUCGACAAGUUCUUCCAGUUGUUUCAAAAGGUACAAGAUCUGAAUUGAUGCAAGCAAGUAUGAUUAAUGCUUCAUUUUGGGAACACGUGAAAAUCAUUCGUCUUAGGCAUAACAUUAGAUCCAUCAAUGAUCAAGACUUUUCAGAGUUCUUACUUCAUGUUGGUAAUGGGGAACAAGAAACUAUGAUAGACAAUAUGAUGCAAUUACCAUCAUCUAUGGUCAUUCCAUGGAAUGGUGAAGAAUCCAUUGUCCAAUUGGUUAAUGAAGUUUUCUCCCGAUUUGGAAUGUCAUGUAUGUGA